Messenger RNA from Callorhinchus milii (elephant shark), 7039 nucleotides. RefSeq names its product aryl hydrocarbon receptor 1a (gene ahr1a). Gene Ontology annotation, cellular component: nucleus; aryl hydrocarbon receptor complex. Bases 276 to 2897 code for a protein of 873 amino acids. The record is from RefSeq and is a predicted model, not a curated record. The transcript has 11 exons. Lineage: Eukaryota; Metazoa; Chordata; Chondrichthyes; Chimaeriformes; Callorhinchidae. Gene Ontology annotation, biological process: regulation of transcription by RNA polymerase II. Gene Ontology annotation, molecular function: protein dimerization activity; nuclear receptor activity; transcription cis-regulatory region binding.
GCAGCGGAUUAUAUUCGCAGCCAAUUAUUAUUAUUUAUUUUUUGCGUUGACGCUCCAGGACGGUCCGUCCGGAUUUGUUUUGCAGGGCCGCUCUCCCGAGCUGCGUGUGUGUGUGUGCGGUGCGGGGCGGUGCGGGGCGCAGUGCGGUGGCGUUUCCCGACAAGAAAUCGUCCUCUCUGCCCACAUACCGUCGUGUGGUUUAGAUAUUGGAUAUUAUCUCUCUAUACCCCUCUACGAGGAGGACGCGGCGCCGUUGAUCGGGGCGGAGGGUCGGGAUGAGCAGCAGCAGCAGCAUUUACGCGAGUCGCAAGAGGCGAAAGCCAGUCCAGAAGAGUGGAAAAGGCCUAGUCACAGAAGGAGCAAAGUCCAAUCCAUCAAAAAGGCAUCGGGAUCGAUUGAAUGCUGAGCUGGAACGCCUCGCCAGUCUGCUGCCUUUCCCACAGGAUGUUGUAGCCAAAUUGGACAAACUUUCUGUCCUUCGCCUCAGUGUCAGCUAUCUGAGAGCUAAAAGUUUCUUCAAUGUCUCGAUAAAAUCAAACAAGAGACCAGAUGGGAACGGUAUCCACGAAAACUGCCGAGCGCCAAGACCCUCUGAAGAUUUUAUGGAGGGAGAGCUCCUGUUACAGGCUCUGAAUGGAUUUGUGUUGGUGAUUACUGCUGAAGGCUUAGUAUUUUACACAUCUUCCACCAUCCAGGACUACCUAGGAUUUCAUCAAUCUGAUAUUAUCCAUCAGAGUGUCUUUGAACUGAUCCACACAGAGGAUAGAGGUGAAUUCCGUCGGCAGAUUCACUGGGCUCUGAAUCCUGCCCCGACCCCUGACUCAGGCCAACUCGUGCAAGGUGAAAAUAGCCUUCCUUUGUCAAUCACCCAUUACAAUCCUGAGCAACUUCCACCAGAAAACUCACCGUUUUUGGAACGGAACUUUGUCUGUAGGCUCCGAUGUCUCCUGGAUAAUUCCUCUGGAUUUCUGGCUAUGAAUUUCCAAGGCAGAUUGAAGUUUCUUUAUGAACAGAACAGGAAGGGGAAAGAUGGCUCAUUAAUCCCACCACAAUUGGGGUUAUUUGCGAUAGCAACGCCACUGCAGCCUCCAUCCAUCCUGGAGAUUCGAACCAAAAACUUCAUUUUCAGAACCAAGCACAAAUUAGACUUCACACCCAUUGGGUGCGAUGCCAAAGGGAAGCUGGUCCUCGGCUACACAGACACUGAGCUCUGCAUGCGAGGAACUGGUUAUCAGUUUAUUCAUGCUGCUGACAUGAUGUAUUGUGCAGAGAACCAUGUGCGAAUGAUGAAGACUGGAGAAAGUGGCAUGACAGUUUUCAGACUCUUGACCAAAGAGAAUGGUUGGACCUGGGUGCAGGCCAAUGCACGGUUGGGAUAUAAGAAUGGGAGGCCAGAUUAUAUUAUCGCCACACAGAGAGCUCUCACAGCAGAAGAAGGGGAAGAGCAUUUGAGGAAACGAGCAUUGCAGUUGCCCUUUAAUUUUGCCACUGGGGAGGCGUUGCUAUAUGAAGGAAGCUUUUCAUUGCUCGGAUUGAUGGAUCCCUCACACAAUAAAAUCAAAGUAAUGACCGGAAAAUUAACAGCUCUCAAAGAAACAUCUUCAAGGGGACAGGAAUCUAUCGAUCCAAGCUCGCUUCUUGGUGCCAUGCUUCAGCAGGACAGAUCUGUAUAUGUCUCUGCUCCAUCACAAAAUUGCAAUAUUUCCUUUGAAAACAUUUGCAAUGAGAGCAAAGAUGCAGAACAAAACGAUAUUGUUCCCAGUGAUUGGGAGGAUGUUCUGUUCAGUGGAAAGAACAGGAUUGGGAAGAAACAGCCCACCGACUGCAUUCAGGAUGAAGCCACCUUCGCCCCUGCUGAAGAGAAUUUAGACUUUUUGGCAAAUAACAUUGGCAGUGAUCUUUAUAACACUAUGAAAAGUCUUGGAAUUGGGCUGGAAGACUUUGACCUCAUACAGCGGGAUGAGACGUUCCUGAGAGUUAAUUGGGAUUAUCUGGAUGAAGCUGGAGAUAUAAAUGACAUAUCACUAAACGAGGAGAUUCUAACCUAUGUCCAGGAAUCAUUGAAAAAGAGGUCCGACUGCAUGUACUCUAGCUGCAUGCAGCAAAAGCCACUUACUCCGAGUUCAAGUUGUAUGGUUCAACAGCAAGUGCAUCAAGAGCAGAAGCAGCAAAAAGAGCAAAAUUAUCAACAGCAUCAGCAGCAAGACCAGCAGCAGCAGCAGCAACAUUAUUAUCAGCAGCAGCAGCUAUGCCAGAAAAUGAAACAUAUGCAAGUCAAUGGACCGUUUGCAAACUGGAACCCAGGCAAUGAAAGACUUGUCAAUUGUCAGCAACAGUUUGGGUUCUCUGGCUUAGACAGCACCGCCCAAGAGGUCCAGUACAAAUCUGAGCUCAGUGUUACCCCCUCAGCCUGUCAGCAAGAUGUUCAUUUGCACCAGCAGCUUGCUGCGUUCCCAGCACAGCCUUCUAACUUAAUACAAACAGACUUCCCGAUUAGUAGCUAUCACACAAGGAACUAUACCACAGCUGAUGGUUUGGAGGAUUACCUGUACUCAAAUGUACAGCAAAACCCACAAAUUCCAGACUGCAGUGGAGCAAACACGACCGGCUCAGGGACAACACAGCAGGCAUUCUAUGCAGGGGACGUGACAAUGUACCCAUGUGAGAAUGAUUUGUCCUGUAUCAAUCCUGUACAGUUGAAUCCUGCAAUCUCAAGUCAACAGCAAUUUUUAGCCAAGCAGAUCGAAACUGGAUACAUUGAUGUAAACAGUACUGAAAUCUAUCCAAGCUCCUUCAACAACGUGAAUUACCCAUCGUUAAACUCUCAGCCUCUUAAUCAUCAUCCAGGAAAAUCUACUCAAGUCUACUCAAACCAACCAAACAGUGGCUUUAUGUAGAUGAAUACAAGGACUACCAUCCUGUGUCAAACAUGAUGGUUUGAAUACUGCCAGCUGAAGGACAGCUGGAAAGUAUGCAGAAUGUGAAGGGACAAGGAGCUUCUAAAACUGAAGAAUUAUAAGGCGCAAAAGACUGCACUGUGCUGGAUUUUAAAUUGGACCUUAUACUCUGUUAUGGAUGAUAUUGAUUCUUUGUUUUGCACUAAAAGUGCAUGUGUGUUUUUGCUCAGAUUUUGCGUGAAAUAUGAAGUUCUUCCUUCACGGACAUUAAAUUCUUUGGUAAUGUUCUGUUAGAUUUGGGGGGAGUAGGGGCGGGGGUCCUAGGACCUUGGCACAGAGUAUUCAUUUGAAAUAAAUCAAUUUUGGCACAUGCACAUUCAUCCCAGUAAUUAGGUCCAACCCAUCAUGAAAGAUCGGUAAAGGUUCUGCAAGAUCAAGUUUUGGCUAAUUGGACACGGUCUCUCGGAGGUUGCAUCCCACAACUAAGUGUUUGGCCCAGAGUGCGUGAGGACUGUACAGUUGGAGCUAAUUUUAUAUAAUUACAAACUAUCAUUAUGUAAGAUCUGUAUUUUUACUUCCUACAAAGAAAAUUAUUUUAUACGUGUGUCUUCAUAUUUUGGAUGUAAGCAGGUUACGUUCACAUACACGAACAUGCUAUGAAAGCAUCCUGUCUGCAUGAUAAGAUCAUGACUAUAAUUUCCCCCUUCUCUCCCCCACUGCUGUAAAUCUUUAGGCAGUAGUAUUAUGCUUUGCUGUACAAUCCGCUGUACGGAACCAAAGCCAUAAAACCAAUUUUUCAUUUGUCUGUACAGUGGCUGGCAGUGAACAGGGAAAGACAUUUGGUUACGUUUAAACUUAUUUUUCUCUAUUUGAUGGACCUAAAGGUUGUGCGAGCUCCCUAACUCCAUGGAAGGUAAUAAUACUUGAGACUUAAGAACUCAGCGUUAAAUGCUUAACCUGAUUUAAAGAAUCUAUUCAGAAGGGUAGCUCUCAGUUCACAUUGACAUAAUGGGAAUGAUUUAAAGUAGCCUGCAGAGCUGCUGUAAUGCUCUGUAAAACUUUUAAAGAAUUAGCCCCUCUGGAUAAAUAUGGGGAACAGUGGAAUAAAUUCAUUUUAGUUACCUUUUGUUAACUAUUCUGACUUCAGUUAGAUUUGUUGUGAAGAUUUUGAUUUACUGAAUACAAUAGGUAUUCCACUGUAUACUCUCCAUUUAUAGUAUGCAUAGUAGAUAAAAUUACAUAAAAUGUAUAUUUUAUUUAAGCAUCAAAGAUGUUAUACCACACCUCUUUUCCCCCUCCCUCCCCACCACCCUCACUUUCAUUUCCCUGCUUAAAUAAGUUGCAUUACUGCACAUAUUCUACCUGUGGACAUCUAUUUUACUUUCCAGACAAACAGAGAAUUUGUUUUUACAGUGCAUCGUCUCAAAGUUAAACCAGUAUCGUAAAUUAUUUCUGCGAAAGAGAACAUCAUAUCAAUUUCCUAUUACAAUGCACAUAGGGGGCGGGGCUGGUGAGAAUACUCUUUGACCAGGGUCAGUCGUCUUUAAACCAGGCUUGACUUGACUGAUAGGUCCAUUGACCAAUGAGAGGUGAGGACACCCUGACGAGUGGCCCGCCAGACCAGAAGUAGGCGGGCACCCCGGGGAGUUGGGAGAGAGGCAAGAAGGGUCCCGUGGGUGAUGGGGUUGGGGCUGCUUAGAGGUCUGGCUAUGAUCCUCCUUAGGCCGUUUCCCUCCUGGCUCCCAUUAAAGAGAUGGGCUGUGGGUAGAUUGGGUGGAGGCUAAGCCUAUGAUUAUGCAAUGCAGUGAUGUCUCUUUAUCCAGAAAGGAUUUUGUUUUACCUCUUUGAGAACCUGUGCCUGAUCCCAUGAGCCACUGUAUAGUUUGUGUAAAUUGGCUGUUUCACAGGCACAGGUGUUGACAUAUGUCAGCCCUUGUUUCUUAUGGCACAUUUGCAGCAUUUAGCAGGAAGACAGUAAUUAUGGAUUAUUUUGUCAAAAAAAAAUUACUUUAUUUACAAAAUAUUUAGAAUUUUUUUCCCAGCACUUUCGUAAACCUGGCAAAGGCGUGCUGUACACAUUCAGCCUCAGUUAACAUACCUAUCCCUGGUAUAUUGCACUCUUCAGGAGAAAAAAUAACUAAUACUUAACUGUAAAAGCUCUUAUUGAUUCAGUGAGCAGUAAAGAUGACUACAACAGCAAGUUUGCUUUAAUUAUUAAAAGCUACAUUUUGCAGUUUAUCAAAGAAAGAAAAGUACUUUUUAAUACAAUUACUUUAUCGAACAGGUUUUGUAGACUUGCAAAAACAUCAAUAUUGGUGCAAAAUGUACCUUUAUUUUGAAUAAUUGUUACUGAUUUUGUACAUGUUCAAUUUGACACAUUUUAGUGUGUAUUAUGUAAUUUAUAUAUUCUGAACAAAAUUGUCCUUUUGAAGAUAAUUAUAUUUUAAAACACAUUUAUUACAUUUUUAAACGUUGCCGGUUUCGUAAGCAUAAACCAAAAUACUGUAAUAUGCCAGAGUAAUAGUUUUUUUUUGAAUAUUCACCCGGUUCAUCCCUUGCUUGUUACCCAUUUUACAUGGAAGGGGAAAUGAUCUGGGUGUCGCAUGAUUUUAGUUUGCUUAUUGCUCAGUAGCAGAACCAGUCUGUGUGUGUUUCAGGGUCAGAAGCAUUUGUAAUCCUUGGAGCAAUAAAUGCUUUAAGUUGCACACAAUCUUCAGAGUAGGAUUUGAAAAGAUAUGCCUUGAAACACAGAACCAAUCUAAGGGAGAAUAUUUUUGUGGGAGAUGAGGCAAGAAAGUUAGAAUGCAUUUUAAAUAUUCCUCUCUUAGAUACAGCAGAUAGACUUAGCUAUGCUUAUGGAUUUAUUUGGUUUAGUUUAAAUAAAAGGUGUGUAAUGGUUUUAUGGGCACCAUCUUCUUGAAAAAUUAUUUGACCGUAUAGUCCACACACCCUCUCUCUUGCCUAGGGGAAGGUCUGCAUGAUAAUGUGAUUCGAAAAGAUAAUUGAGCAAACCUACAGAAAUUUUAUCCGUCUGAACAUCUUAUUAAACUAUUAUAGGUCAUCUCAAGUGCACUAGCAGUGCUUGUUUGUGAUUUCCUUGCGCUGAAAUUAGGCUUUGUUCGUCUGUUUCUUUCCACUUCUCAAAAUAGAUUUGCAAGUACUUUUGUGAAGAUUGUGCCCUUUUGAAAUCAUGCUCUUAGAGACUCACCAAUGUGGCUUUGGCUUAGAUUAACUCAGUAGGAUGAGAAUAUGGGUUGCCGAUCCCUUUCUGCUGUUAAGGGGUGAAAUGAAUUAAAUUUUUAUGACAGUUGAAGCUCAUUAGCAUUGUCUGGUCUAAAUUAGUCUCACCAUGUGAAAAGUGAACAACCUGAUGCUCCCCUUCAACACUACCAACCAUUAAACGUGACUUCGUCGAGAGCAACGAAAAGACUGAUGCACCUCAUUUCUAACAGAAUGAGAAACAAUACAGUUUGCAAUACUAAAGACUGGCUCCUGCAUUUUGGAACUGAGAAAUGAGGGGUUUGCUGAAACUAAGCCCUAUAAGGUAUGCGAAUGUGAUAAACAGUAGCUAAGUCUACAAACACUGUAAUAGAGGUUUAAAGGGAUAGCAUCAUAUUGUACAAAAGUACUGUUUAUUAAUUAUAUCAUGUUAUAGACAUUAGUCUACUAAGCCAAAUUAAAAAAAAUACCAUAUUACUAAGUGCCAAGCAUUCAGUACUGCCAGUACUGGCUUAUUGUAAGCAUUUAUAUGCGUAACAGCUUAUUAGUGUUUUGGUCUAUACUUGCAGCAGCUGAGCCUUAGUAGUACACAGUGAGAUGGUAUAUGCAAGUGCACUGGUGACUGCACAAGCACCAUAAAGGUUUGGAAGUACACCUCAGUUUGAAUUCUGCUCUCUUUGCUCUCCAGUCUUUUUUGUUAAAGUGAUGUUUUAAAAAAACAGUAUUACUGUAAACAGUUUCUUGUAAGUUUAUUUUGACUUUUGUUUCUAAUGGAUUUGCUCACAGUUUGCUAUGUCCACACACACUGUACAUGUUUCUAAGAUAACAUUUGUAGUAACCUCACUGACCUUCAGUGAAGUUUGUAAAACUUCAAUAUUGUAAUAAAAGCUCACUGAAUGUGAAUAUUUUGGAACCAAAAUUGA